This is a messenger RNA of Baudoinia panamericana UAMH 10762, 3615 nucleotides long. RefSeq lists its product as uncharacterized. The transcript is spliced from 3 exons. Bases 271 to 3615 code for a protein of 1114 amino acids. Lineage: Eukaryota; Fungi; Ascomycota; Dothideomycetes; Mycosphaerellales; Teratosphaeriaceae. The record is from RefSeq and is a predicted model, not a curated record.
UGACGCCCAAGUGCUACGCUAAGCAGGAGAUUUGAACAAGGGUCAACCCAGACGGACUCGGGCAUCAAGCAAAUGUAAGCCCACCCUUUGCUAUCGUGUUCGGAGAGCGCACCGAAUGGCAUUGCCAGACUGCCGGUGGGAACGGAGACUUGAGGAGCACGGCAUGCUGCGAGUUGCUGCAAGCCUUAGAAAGUCGGCAGCGUCACUUGUUACACUACAGUUGUGCAUGCGCCAGGCACCGGUAUAUCUCUGGUAUGAUACUGACUGACAAUGGAACAGCAGUGGACCAGCACAAGGACAAGGACCCGCGCCUUCUCCCUCCACACCUUUCAACCUAUACCCUUUGCUCCUUCCGCGACAUCAUCUGCAGCACCCAAGAUGUCUUACCACCGACCUUUAUCGCCGGGUGGUAGACGGAUACAGAACCCUGCAAGAGUCUCCGACAGCUUUACCGAUCCGUAUCAGCAGCCGCCAACUCGGCACCAUUCGUACAUUGCCUCCCCAAGAUCCAGCGGUGUCAUACCCAUUUCCACUGAGACGUUCAUCACCGUGCCGCAAUCGGCGCGUGAGCCUCCCAGAAGUGCUUACUCGGGCCGACCACGGCGCUCCUCGCUAUCUGAUAGUCAACGAUCCUCCACUACGGGUCAAAUACCUGUUCGCAGCAAACCGACUGUGGUCGUGGAUUCUGCCCGGCCAACAAGCCCUUUAAAAGGCACGCGUGACAGAGACUCGGCCUAUGACACAGUCACCCCAGCCACGUCACAGCAUAAGAAAGUGUACGCUGUCGGUGCCAAUGGAAAUGCCAAGCUUGUCGCGAAUGUGGACGUGCCUGCGGGAGGCAGCGAGCGCCAUCACAAGCGACGAGAGAGUGUUGAGCGGAGCUACAGAGGCGCAACGACGGACAAAGAUAGAGGCCGCAAGGAUUACCAUACUAGCACGCGUGGCCGUGGACGCGAUCGGAGCAUCGAUGAUGAAGGUGCCUACUCGUACACGGACGCGGCGGGCAUGUACAACACCACGGAACCACGGUGGCGCGAAGGCUUCCGUCCGAGGAGAGGCAGCAUGGAUCGUGGCGGCAGCCGGGACACUCGUCCGGUGAGCAUUGUUGAUCCGUCUUACAAUCCUAGAUCAUCUGCCAAGGAGCUGGGACCGCCGCCAAGCACGAGAGGCUGGGACAAAAUUGACGACAGUGCUCCUGUUCGAAGAGCCAGCACGCGCAAGGUGGCCGCAUCACCGACGCGAGGACGAGACUUCGCCCAUACCCCUAACGACCCUCGCGACUCCUAUUACGUCCCACCAAGAGCCAGCUCGAAAGAAGGCCGGUCCUUAGCCAUCUCCACUGAUGUGCCGCGUGAACGAUACGACCAGUAUGGUUACGAGGAGCGGCCGGCGCGCCACCAUGAGCGCCGUAACAGCGUAAGUCGUCGGGUGGAUCCGGAGGUUGCAACUCGAGGCUUCGGCAUCAGAAGCGCAAGUAAGGACCCUUAUGAACGGCGCAGCGAUGAGAGCAUCCAGGAGCGACACAAGUAUCGCGACUCUGGGUACGCUGAGCCACAUCGACGAGAUACUGCACCGGAGCUCCCUCAUCACGAAGAACGUCGGCUAGAGCAGGAGAAGCGCGAUCGCAUGCUUGAGCGUGAGCGACGGCGAGAUGACGAUCGUGGUUAUGAUCACGAAGUCGACCGUGAGAGAGCACGAGACCGUGAUCGUCAGUACGAAUCAGAAACCGAGCGUGAACGGGAGCGGCAACGUGUGAUGGAGCGUGAGCCAGAACGUGAGCGGCACCAUCAGCGACGUGAUACUGUUGAUCGUGAUUACCGGAAGGAGAAUGGUGGUGAUGGCGGGGCCAGUGGUCUUGCGAAAGCUGCUACGGGUGGCUUGGCAGUUGCUGCUGGUGCUUUCGGUCUUAACAAAAUUUUCAACAAAGACAAAGAUAAAGAUGGAGAACGCGAGAAGGACCGGGACCGAGACCGAGAUUACGACCGCGAGCGUGAUAGAGGUGAGAAAGACCGUGAUCUACCACGCCCCGAGAAAGAAGCUGAGCGGCAACGCUACGAAGAGCCGCCACGCAAGGAGCCUCGCGAACGGAGACAGCGGGGUCCGGACUCUCAUACUGAUGAUUCUGCGCCCUACGACGCCCGAGACCGCGAAGACCGCUACAAUGACACCGAUCGGGGGUUUGGCUUCGCCUUCGAGCGACCACCCGAGCCGCCGAAGGCAGCUCCGCCUAUCGACCGGCCCAGAGACUUCGAUCGCGAUGUAGCACGCAUGCCGCAAGAACGGGUACCGGAGCGUGAUUCCAGACCACCUCCUCCCGUUGACCGCUCGAGAGACCUUGAUCGCGAGCCAGCACGCGUACCACAAGAGCGUGUCCAAGAGCGCAACCUGGAGCGUGAGCACGGCGAGCCGAUUGCAGUGAUGCCUCAACCAGCCAUUGAUGCAGACGAGGACUACCGGCGCCGUAUGGAGCAGGUUCAGCGUGAGCUUGCACGUGCCGCCACUGAAGAGAAGGUCAGCUCCGACUCCGAUCCGGAUCGCGAGCGACGCCGACGUGAGCGAGAACAGAGACAGCGCGAGAAGGAGGAACGAGACUUUACAGAGCCUAAGCUGAAUGCUGGUGUUGGCCUGACGAAUUUCAACGAGCAGCCACCACCACCGCAACUCCGGCGAAGCUUCGAAGACACGAUGUCCGAUACCACUGCAUCAUCUGGUGGUCAGCACGCUCUCAGGAGGAAGCCGAGCAUACUGGACGAGCCAAUGACCGCUGAGCCUUACCAGAUCAUUGAUAACAGCGCUAGUGAUAGGCGAGAGAACCGUGUCCGCAUAGUUGACCCACCAACGGAAGAGGAGGACAGAAAGCCAAAGGGCAUCCUCAAGAGGCCGACCCAGAAGUUUCCAGAGCAUCCGAAUGCGAUGCGAGAGGGCGUGGCACCGUUGAAAGAUGCCACCGCUAAGGGUAUCCCACCCGGCGCGCGCUGGACCAAGAUUGACCGCAAACUGGUCAAUCCAGAAGCUCUUGAAGAGGCUAAAGAGCGCUUCGAAGAGCGGCUUGACUGUGUCAUCGUCUUGCGCGUACUCACCAAAGAGGACAUUCAGAAGCUCGCAGAUCGGACACGCGAGAUCAGAGGUAAACGCUACCCUUCCCGCGGUGAAUCUGACUACAUUUACGACAUGCACGACACCGCUACACGCGAUCGCACCGCAACUCACGCGCAAUCGGAGCGCGGUCGCAGAUUCCCCAAGAAACGCAUGUGGAUCGUCCACGGCUCUCGUGACUUCAUGAAUAUCUUUAAGCACUCACUGACACCCUAUUCUUACCCUGCAGAUGAGCGAUACGAAGAAGAGCGGGCCGAACGUAAGGCCGCGAAGCGUAAAGAGCGGCAGAAGGCGCGGAAGGAGGGCGAUGAGUAUAGCGAUGAUAGUGCGGAUGAGUGGAAGGAGCGGGCGCCGAAGAUGCUUGAGGCGGCGCCGUCGAGUGUGGGUGCCGGUGCUGGUGCUGCGAGUGAGGCGGAUUUUGUGAGGGAGAAUCGAGAUCGGAGGCGGGAAAGGGAGGGCGAGCGUGAGGGACAGUAUGCUAUGAGUGGUGGGCUUGGGAGGCGGGAUGAGAGGGCGUAG